Molecule: messenger RNA, 588 nt
Organism: Lycium barbarum (goji berry)
Lineage: Eukaryota; Viridiplantae; Streptophyta; Magnoliopsida; Solanales; Solanaceae
Exons: 2
Coding region: 1-588 (195 amino acids)
Source: RefSeq, a predicted model, not a curated record
AUGGUUGAUGAAAAGAAAGUUGAGACAAUGAAAAAGAGGGUUAAUGCCGAAAGCAACAAUACAACAGGAGAUGAGAAAGGGGAUGAUGAGGCACCUCAAGCAACGAAAGGACUCUCAAUCAAUAUUCCAUUGGUCGAGGCACUUGAGCAAAUUCCCGGUUAUGCAAAGUUCAUGAAAGAUCUAGUGACCAAAAGAAGGAGUUUUGGCCUUGAAACAAUGGGAGGCACUCAUCAUUGUAGUGAAAUUGUUACCAAAGCUUUGGUACAAAAUAAAGAAGACCCCGGAGCCUUCACAAUUCCAUGCACAAUCGCUAAAUACAAGUUUGCAAAAGCUUUAUGUGAUCUUGGAGCAAGCAUCAAUUUGAUGCUGAUUGCUAUAUUCAACAAGUUGGGUUUGGGAACUCCCCGUCCCACCACUAUAAGAUUACUUAUGGCGGAUAGAACCGUGAAGAGUCCCGUUAGCAUUCUUUAUGAUGUACUUAUGAGAGUGGACCGGUUUAUCUUUCUGGCCGACUUUGUGAUCUUGAAUUGCGAAGUUGAUUUUCAGGUGCCCAUAAUCUUGGGUAGACCUUUCUUGGCUACGGGGUGA